CUUUAUUAAAAUCUACUAUCCAAUCUUUCAACCAUUUGAAAUUUUAAGAGAAAAAAAAUUUGAAGACAAUUCAAAUUGGUUCCUGUUUUAAUGACACAUCACGGUUGUUAGACGGUAAGCGGCAUUGCGAAAAAGAGAAAAAGGAGAUCAAGGUAGGUCGCGUGCAACUAGCAACUCGCUAGAAAUGGCAAAAAGAGAGAAAGAGCAUAGCGAAAGAGAGAGGGGUAUACGUAGCCGCAGGCAAGGGCGCGCGUGAGCGGGCAAGCGAACCUCAUCCUCUCUCUCGGCCCCUUGACGGCAGCGGUUCUGGCAAGCAGCCACCAUCCAACUCCCCCCACACGCACGACCAACCGCGGCGCGAUCCUCUGUGCGGCUCCCGGCUUCUCGCCCACGACUCACACACGCGCGAAUCUUGGUGAAGAGCCGCCAGCUACCGCUCGUCGAUUCGCAGUCCGUCAUCGUUGCUCGACCAGUGAGGAUGAAAGUGGAUCUCAUAAGAUACAGGAAGAUAAAGAAGGAAAAGAAACUAAAAGAAAGAACGAAAUGAGAUUUCCGUUAUUUCUUUUGAUUUUUCGAUAAUUAAAGACCGUUUGCAAAUUUUUUCAACUUGCUAAUUUUUUUUGUCAGUUUCUAUCGAGAGAUCACAAACAUGAUAGAAAAAAACUUCAAUUUUUUUGUGACUGCAACGUGGCUUGACAAGACACGAAUAUCGUGCAAUUUUCUGAAUUUCUUUCUUACGGAUAAUUAUCUUGAAAAUGAAACAUAUAUCAAAUGGAAUCCACGAAAAAAACCAUAAUUCAAAUUGUAAACAGUUAUGUUCGAUGAAACAUGAUUGAAAAUUUGUCGUUGUAAGUGUUUAUGAGAAACCACGUGGUGUUGAACUUUGUAUCGAAAUGUGCUUUUAUCAAAGUGAAAAUUAUAAAACUGUAUAAUAAAAAGUUUAGUGAUCGAAUUGUGCUUAUAGAUCGCACGAGGAACGCGUAAUAUCGUCAUAGAGAAAUUAUAUCGACAGGCUUACGUGAAAUGGAAUAAGAUGCGAGGAGAGAGUUGCAGCUGAUACAACCGGAGGGCCCGCGUGGCCUACUAAAAUGACCGCUCGUCUUCAUUCGUUGAGGCAUCAAGAAAAGAAAUCGGCCGGCAACACUCAUAGACAUUACCAUCAUCAUCAUCAACAAUCCCAACACCAACAAAGCGUACAUCAAGGACCAAGUCCGGCAGCCAGUCCCAGUCCUAGUCUCAGCCCGAGCCCUAAACACUCGGACGGACGUCGAGCUAACAAACCACUAAUGGAAAAGCGACGGCGAGCUAGAAUCAAUCAGUCGUUGGCGGCGCUGAAAGCGCUCAUCCUUGACAGCGCCCGGCUGGAGAACACAAAGCAUAGCAAACUUGAAAAAGCUGACAUUUUAGAAUUAACAGUACGGCAUUUACAAAGGCAAAGAUCUCUUGCUCAGCCUGGUUUAUCAAGAUACAAGGCUGGUUAUCAAGAUUGUUCCAGAGAGGUAAGUCGAUAUCUCGAUGCCCCGGACAUAAUUACGGGGAACACGACACCGAUGGACCCUGCAGUGAAGCAAAGACUACUACGACAUUUGGAUAGUUGCGUGUCAGAAUUAGACUUGGAUUUGGGUUCGAGGCCGGAUAGCGGAUUAGGCAGCAGUCCCGGAAGCGUGACGGAUCGAGUGACAGGCUCGGGAAGUCCCGGUCCGCUGGAGCAUCAUGUGCCAUCGACUGCACACUGUAGUACAUCUUUGAAUCCGGUCGGUUUGAUAAAAGCCGAGAUUCCGGAUAUUGAACCAGCUAGACCGGAUAGUAGCACUACCGCCGGCGACGAAAACAACAAUAAUAGCAACAGCAGUAGCAACGGCAACAGCCGGCCAACUUCUGCCUUUGGUCAGGUUAACACCACCAACCUUGAUUCACAUCAUCAUCAUCCACCUCCACCUCCUCCACCCGGUAUAUCGGUUAUCGAUCAGGCUUCCAGCUCGCAACAAAAUCCGAAUAUGUUGUCAGUCGUGCAAGUGAUACCUUCCAGACUACCCGACGGUCAGGUAGUUUUCUUGCUUCCUAGUCAUUACGUACAACUCGCGGCUGCCGCUGCGGCGAACGGUAUCAGUAUCGGGCCGAAUCCACCCACGGCCAUAUGGGCCGCAACUAACAUGUCUCUUCUCAAGGCUACGGAUAAACUCGCCGCGAAACGACCGCACGAAGAUAUACAAGAAUGGCAGGACGCGGCCACUGUUGCCGUUAAUGCUGCUGCUGCUGCUGUUGCCGCAACCGUUGCCGCUGCCGCUACGUCCGGCAACGCUUCUGUUUCCGCUUCCAUUUCCGCUUCCGCCCCCGUUUCUACCUUCGCUACCAAUGCGAUCUCGGCUAUUGGUACAAAGCCAAGUAAAAGUCCAAGGCUCGAGCAACCGGAACAACCGCUCGAUUUUACAACUACCUCCAAGAAACCAAAACCUAGCACGAAAUCAUCGGUAACCGCUGUGAGCAGCAACGUCGACCAUCAUUUUCAACAGCAGCAACAGCAGCAGCAACAACAACAACAACAACAACAACAACAACAACAUCAACACCAACACCAUCAACAACAACAACAGCAACAACAACAACAACAAUUCGUAGGCCGUUUAACCACGGAAGGAUCAGUUCCACAACAUUCGGAAGGCAGACCGUCCAGUCAUACGAGCAGCGAAUUCGUCACAGGAAUUCGUUCACCAUCUCCAAUCCCACAACAACCUUCGAAGGAUGAGGAAGGAAUGUGGAGGCCUUGGUAGAUUGUGAUUUAAUAACAUUCGCGGUUAUGGAUUAUGCGAAAAUGUGCGCAUUGUGUUAAAUGUGUUACGUGUAUUGUUACAUAUAAUUAACUGUAUUGAUGGACGAUGGAACGAUGAGAUAUAUACGAAUUACCUGUAAAAAUAAUAUUCUUCGAAUAUAACAAAAUAUGUACUAUUGCAUGUUGUGUACGGUGAUACUCGAACGCAAUGUAUAUUGUGGAUCAAAAAAAAAUGUGUGAAAUGUGCGUUUGAGAACACUUUUAACCUCGUCAUUGUUAAAGAACGCAAAUAACGCGUGAAAAAAAAAAUCUGUCAAAAAUAGAAAACGGACGCUUAAAACGAAUGACUUGAGUUUGAAAAAUAGCACUUACGCUAUUGAUGAACCAUUUCGAACAAAUGUGAAAAAUUAAUUUAACCCGAUAUAAUUACUUACAGUGUCAGUGUCCUAAAAAUCAUGUACACUUGCUACUUAGAUAUAAAAAAUAUUACGUAGCAGUUUAUUGCAAUUCGAUCAUUGUUCAUUCGUUUAAUGUGAGGAGUGCCUAAUGAAGAAAAGAAAUGCUAUCAGGGGGGAGGGGAGGAAGACACUGUGCUGGAUCUAUAUAUAUAUGUAUUACGGAUUCGAGAUAAGUUACCUGUUCGAAACGUUAAAAAAUAACGGUAUAUAUACAUGUAUAUGAUAAAGAUACGUUAUAGGAUCCGAAGAAAAGGAGAAGGUUUCGUGCAUAGUACUUUAUUCCGCCGUCGUGUACAUAACCCCGAUUGGAAUUAUAAUUAAUGCCGGAUAUAGAUUUAUUUUGAUGUUAACUAGGUGUAUAUGCAUUCAAGAAAAUGUAGAAUGAUGCGAAUGCGGACGAAUCUGUAUCGAAUGUACGUUGGAAAAAUGCAAAAGUUCACGUUCUAGAUAAAUCACAGUUUUCAUCUAAUUUACUUCUCUAAUUACUAUGUUGAGAUUCAAAAUUCCUUAUUCAAUGUACUUAGACAUCGAUCAAUAUAAAUACGCAUACUGACAAA
This is a messenger RNA of Apis mellifera (honey bee), 3785 nucleotides long. It is a transcript of the gene Sidpn, whose product is annotated as protein hairy. NCBI's taxonomy places the organism in Eukaryota, Metazoa, Arthropoda, Insecta, Hymenoptera, Apidae. Gene Ontology annotation, cellular component: nucleus. Gene Ontology annotation, molecular function: DNA-binding transcription factor activity, RNA polymerase II-specific; RNA polymerase II cis-regulatory region sequence-specific DNA binding; protein dimerization activity. The coding region runs from base 1089 to 2771 and encodes 560 amino acids. The record is from RefSeq and is a predicted model, not a curated record. Gene Ontology annotation, biological process: anterior/posterior pattern specification; regulation of neurogenesis; regulation of transcription by RNA polymerase II. The transcript has 4 exons.